This is a messenger RNA of Sphaeramia orbicularis (orbiculate cardinalfish), 3176 nucleotides long. Its product is annotated as cationic amino acid transporter 2. Gene Ontology annotation, molecular function: L-lysine transmembrane transporter activity; L-ornithine transmembrane transporter activity; L-arginine transmembrane transporter activity. NCBI's taxonomy places the organism in Eukaryota, Metazoa, Chordata, Actinopteri, Kurtiformes, Apogonidae. The transcript is spliced from 11 exons. The record is from RefSeq and is a predicted model, not a curated record. Gene Ontology annotation, biological process: L-ornithine transmembrane transport; L-arginine import across plasma membrane. Bases 1346 to 3175 code for a protein of 609 amino acids. Gene Ontology annotation, cellular component: plasma membrane.
GGUUUUUUUUUAUGUUGUAUUAUGAAUAAAAUAGGGGUAUAUGAAAUUUCAAAAUCAUCGCAUUCUAUUUUUGUUUACAUUUUGCACAACAUGCAUUCAGGAAAUGGGGUAACAUAAAUAUAUAAAUAUAAAUGUCUACAUAACUAUUUAAAUACAUAUUAGACAUCUCAGGCCAGGAGACCAGUUGUUUUCAGCCAAACAGAAAACAAAGAAUGACACUGGAAAAAUAUGUGUGAAAAAGGUUUCAAAUGAAACAGGAUGAAUGGGUCCACCUACAUGUUCAUUUCACAGAAGUCUCAAGGUCAAUUUCUUCUGUCUGAAACUUGUAUUAUUAUAGAACCUGCCAAUGGAGCUGUUAUCAGAAGAGAAAAACACAGAGUAUGUCUGGAUAGAUUCAAGUUUGAAGGCUAACUAAAUGAAACUGAAAAUGCACAUUUUGUAUGUUUAGCCACUUUAUCACUGAUUGAAUGAGUUUGAUUGAUUUAAUCAAUGUGUCAGCAUGCUUCAGGAAAGAAUACUGAAAAUACAGAAAGAACACUGAUGGUCAAGGUCAGUUUAGUUGUCUUCAUGGGUCAGACCACAACUGACCCAUCAAGGAAAAAAUUUUUAAAUUCCUCAGAAAAUAGCAACGUAUGAAUCAGAAGCAUUUUUCUUUAUUCAUUUGAAAAAUGAAAAGGACUCGUCUAUGAGAAAUAAGCCUCAAGAUUUUCUAUUUGUCCUGCAUUUCUCACAUUCAGUGUUUCAUACAUGUCUUUAUAAAAAUCACAUAGUUUUGUCCAGCACCCCCUCCAACAAAUCAUUUGGAUCCCCGCUUUUUCAGAAAUGACACAUACCUCUGAAAUGUAACAUAAUGUGUAAAAAAUGUUGAGCUGAGAAGACUUCACAGUGAAUGGAUUUAUCCUCACAAAUAGUGUGGUCGGACACGGAUCAAAACACGCUUGGACACACUGCAGUAUUCAGCUACACAGGUAUGACUGUGGUUCUGUAUCUACUAAUAAUAAUGGAAGUAGUUGAAUGGACCGAAAAUUCUUUGUUUACAAAUUUGUGAAACCUAUCUUAAUACUUAAGACUUUAUUUUGUUUGUACAUAUUAUACCAUUGCUGCACUUUAGGGUUAUUUGUGAAUGAGACAGGAGUAUGUGUAGUUUUUAGAUACUAGCUCUGAAGCACUUAUUUUAGAUAUUGUUAAUAAUUUGACAAUAAAAACAUCUGCUAAGAUUAGAUAAAUUCCGUUAUGUUGACAGUAUCCUUUGAUGGUAUAUUCUGUUUUCCUUUUUUAUAUGUAUCUGUUAAUGUUGCUUUAUCUUAAACAAUCAUUCCAAUAAAUAUAUAUCUUUAUUAACAGGAUGUCUGGUGCAAUGAUAGUGUCAUUCCUUCAGAGCCUUUCGCGUAGGAAGCCUCUGGAGCCUGAGGGUGAGGUGUCUAACUUCAAGCGGUGCCUGACCACCCUGGACCUGGUGGCUCUGGGGGUGGGCAGCACACUUGGAGCCGGAGUUUACGUUCUGUCUGGAGAAGUGGCCAGAGCCGUGGCUGGGCCGAGUAUCAUCAUCUCCUUCCUGAUUGCAGCUAUAGCUUCCAUCUUUGCAGGAUUGUGCUAUGCUGAAUUUGGAGCUCGUGUUCCCAAAACGGGGUCUGCUUAUCUCUACAGCUACGUGACUGUGGGAGAGAUUUGGGCUUUUAUUACUGGCUGGAACUUGCUGCUGUCUUAUGUCAUCGGGACAUCAAGUGUAGCCAGAGCUUGGAGUGGAACCUUUGAUGACCUUAUUGGAAAUGUCAUUGCUAACUCCCUGGGGAAACAAGCUGCAAUGGAUCUACCUGGACUAGCUCCCUACCCAGACUUCUUUGCAGCCGGUCUCAUUAUGCUCUUGGCAGGUAUUCUUGCAUUUGGUGUGAAAGAGUCAGCCAUCGUAAAUAAGAUUUUUACAGCAAUCAACAUCCUGGUGCUGCUGUUUGUUGUCUUCUCUGGAUUCAUAAAAGGGGACCUUAACAACUGGUACAUUGGAAAAGAUGCCAUAGAUGCAUAUGAAAACCACACAUCAGUCAAUGUAACUACCAGCUAUGGCAGUGGGGGUUUCUUUCCUUUUGGCCUUGAGGGGACGUUAGCAGGAGCAGCAACUUGUUUUUAUGCAUUUGUAGGAUUUGACUGCAUUGCCACAACAGGAGAGGAGGUCCAAAACCCCCAGAAGUCAAUCCCACUUGGCAUCGUGGCAUCCCUCCUCAUUUGCUUCCUGGCGUAUUUUGGCGUGUCUGCAGCCUUGACUCUUAUGAUGCCGUACUAUUUACUCAGUGUUCACAGCCCACUGCCUGUGGCCUUUACAUACAUUGGUUGGGGCCCUGCCAAGUAUGCAGUGGCUGUAGGGUCCCUCUGUGCACUGUCAACAAGUCUACUUGGAUCGAUGUUCCCGAUGCCCCGUGUCCUCUUUGCAAUGGCCAGAGACGGACUUCUCUUCAAACCACUCAGUAAAAUGAGUGACAGACAAAGUCCUGUAAUAGCGACGCUGGUUUCAGGGGCUGUAGCAGCCAUCAUGGCGUUAGUGUUUGACCUGAAGGCGCUGGUUGACAUGAUGUCCAUUGGAACUCUCUUUGCCUACACACUUGUUGCAAUAUGUAUUCUCAUAUUAAGGUACCAACCAGAGCACGGAGAGGAUUCAAGUUCCAAUAAAACAGAAAUGUUCACAGUUCGUGGGGUAUUAUGUCCUCCUCCACAAACCACCACAAGAACAUCAAAAAAUGUUUCUGUUUUAACGAUUUUGAUGAUCUUUUUAGCUGUAUCCCUCAGCCUCUUCAUUUCUUUGGCUGCUGAGUCCCUGCCAGCCUUGAAGUGGUGGAGUCUUCUCUGUGUUACUGUGAAUGCAUUAAUACUGUUUACCAUUUUUCUGAUCAUUUGGAGACAACCGCAGAGUACAACCAAAGCUGCUUUCAUGGUUCCAUUUGUUCCUGCACUCCCCAUUUUCAGCACCUUUGUCAAUGUCUAUCUUAUGGUCCAGCUCGGAUCAGACACAUGGAUCCGUUAUGUUGUGUGGAUGGCAGUAGGUUUAAUCAUCUACUUCUGUUAUGGGGUUCGGCACAGUGUGCAGAAACAAAGACUUCAACGAUCAUGCAAUCAAGUCAAUAUUCAUAACAUCACCUUAAACAGGGAGCAAAAUUUGGACCCUGGACAAGAUUUUAAUGGAUAAA